This is a messenger RNA of Prunus armeniaca (apricot), 411 nucleotides long. NCBI's taxonomy places the organism in Eukaryota, Viridiplantae, Streptophyta, Magnoliopsida, Rosales, Rosaceae. The record is from the annotation of a GenBank genome assembly.
AUGGGUCAUAGAAGCGCUUCGUGGGGAAGCAACUGUUAUGUGCUUCUUCAGGAAGCACUCCCAAGUGCUUCUUCAGGAAGCACUCCCAAGUGCUUCUUCAGGAAGCACUCCCAAGUGCUUCUUCAGGAAGCACUCCCAAGUGCUUCUUCAGGAAGCACUCCCAAGUGCUUUUCCACGAAGUACUCCCAUAUGAUUGAGGUGGUGCUGAACGAUCGUCUCGGGAAGAAGGUGAAGGUGAAGUGCAACGAGGAUGACACCAUAGGCGACCUCAAGAAGCUCGUGGCUGCUCAGACGGGUACCCGAUCCGACAAGAUUCGGAUCCAGAAGUGGUACAACGUCUACAAGGACCACAUCACCCUCAAGGACUAUGAAAUCCAUGACGGCAUGGGCCUCGAGCUCUACUACAACUAA